Messenger RNA from Peniophora sp. CBMAI 1063, 2007 nucleotides. The record is from the annotation of a GenBank genome assembly. Lineage: Eukaryota; Fungi; Basidiomycota; Agaricomycetes; Russulales; Peniophoraceae.
AUGCUGCUCAUGCUCGUGAACGUCGCCACGUCUCCGCUCUACUUACGUGAUGUUGAACGCGUCGACAAGCAGGAUGAUCGUGCUGCUGCACGCCUAUUCUCAGCCGAGGCUCUCGACUGCCUUCUCCUGAACUUCCCAGAGCAUCGCGCUAUGGCCGUCUACUUGUUUGUUCUUGGCGAACUUAUCAAUGCCUGGCAGAACCGCCAUAUCUCGCACGCCAAACGCAUACGCAUGGCUCUACGUGCACGAUAUUUCCUCAUGGUGUGGCACGCGCAUGUCGACGCUCAUCCCGAUCACCGUCAUGACGUUCACUUCAUCUCCCGCGAGUCAUUCGACAUCUGCUUGCGCCUGUGUGACGGCCUCAUCGAGCUUAUCGUGGUGUACCGCGAAUUCUAUCCCGCAUACCCACUACUUCCUUGGCUCCACUCUACCGAAAUGUUGGAGCACUUCUUCGGAGUACUGCGCUCGCUCAAGAAGGACUUCAAUUUCGCCGAUGCGCUAUGGCUCGAGCCCAAGCUUCGUACACUCAUGAUGGGUGCCUUUAAGGAUCUCGCACCCGAAGAGCAGGAAAAUGUGACGGCCGCGGGCUAUUGGACAACAUACCACAUUGCACCCGAUUACAACGGCAAAGUUCUCUGCAAUUUUCCGCCGAACAGCGUGUUUGACUCGCAGAGCCAACGCGCAAUUCGCGACGUCACGAUGCUGUGUGAUGCCAUCGGCAUUGAGGCUUUAGAGAUGCUCGAGGCGUACAAGCCCCCUACAUACGACGACGGCGCUACCACUACGGAUCGGUCACAUGAGCCGCACACCACACUACACAACCUUUUGAACGGCUUUCCCCUCAUUUCCCCGGCGUCAGUCGUGCUGGAGGACGCACAGGACAUGGCGCAGUACGCUUUGGAUGCUCAGAGCACUGAUGCAACCAUGGAGAUUCUUGAUCUCUCGGACUCUGAUCCCAACGAGCUGGCCGAACUACAGACGACCAUCGCGCAAGCUCUACAAGAGCUCGGGCUGUCUGAUACAGCAGUGGGCAGUGCACAACACGUUGUCCACGAUCUUGAAGGCAGUUCCACCGAUUUGAACCGUGAGGCUCUCGUCGCUAUUCGCAAGAGCCACCAGAUGCGAGCGACCUCGCGUGCUGUCUGCCAGCUUAAGGCUUCCGCUGGAUUCACUCUUGCCGAAGUCGUUGAGGGGCAGAAGAGCCGCGCGCGUCGGAAGCCCAAGGAAGGCGAGGCGAGCGGCAACACGCCCAAAGAGUCGUUGCGCAAACAGAUCGUGUGCAAAGCUCGCGCCAAAGGUGUCGCGAUUCAGUCUGGACCUGGUGUGACGUCUGGUACUGGUCGCAUCAUCCGCCAUACUGGUGUCUUCGUCGCUGAGCCAGAUACUUCUGCUCGUGCAAAGCAGAAGCAGAUUACUCAAGGUGUUGCCGCUCAAGAGUUUGUUACUACUCGCACACCUUUUUUUUCGUCGCUACAGGUCCCAGGCUCCGUAAACGUCAUUACCGCCAACAUAUCAGCCGACUGUCCCCUCGUGCCCGGUGAUUGGUUCCUUUUCCUUCGUCCUGGGCGUCAAGACGAGCCGACGCCUAUGCUUCUCGGGCAAGUUAUCACCAUGUAUACGAAUAGUGGCACAAAGGGCGCAACCCACAACUACACGCCACAGAUCUCCAGUGUUGGUGCGCCAUCGUAUGUGGGAGCCCAGGUCUUCACCCCAGCAUACGGCAAUGUAUACCAGUCAAUUGCCUGCCCUACGCUGCAUGCGACUACGUUCAUGCAUGUCCCGCGCACACAUAUCAUGUUAUCCCUCGCGCGCGAUUGCGCCCUCAUCUCAACAAACCCGGUCACGAAAGGGAGUCGCCCCUUGACUCUCUGCUACCUCGGCGAGUGGUCCAACUCGAAGACGUGGUACCUUGUAUCAAAUGCAGAUCUCUACGUAGGUGCAUUGCGCGAGAUGCUUAACCCGAAGAAGAAGGAGGAACCAAAGAAGAAGGGUGCUUCCGCCGCUUAG